AUGCAAAUGUCGAAAAUUGUAAGAAAAUGCUAUAAAGCUCUUAAGUUUAACGGUAAACGGUGCUACGAUAGGUUAGCAGAAUGUGCACAAACAGCUAAUAUCUUAUUAGAUGUUAAGCGUAUAAAUUCAAGGAUAAUUGAUGAAUUUUGCUUCAAUUAUAUAUAUGUAAUUAUUCCAUGUUUAGCUAACAAAAUAGUCAAAAGAGAAGACUCAAACUUCUUCAAUAAAAGCCUUAUUCAUAUUCUUCAACAUUGCAACAGCAAAUACAAUAUGAAUUAUUCCAAUACGAAGAAAAUGGUAGAAUUCCAAAAAAUUCAAUAUUUAUUCUUAUAUGGUUGCGCUUAUAACAAUGCUUCUAAUUUCAAUAAUACUUCUUGUUUCAAUAAACUGAUAAAAUACUGCGUCAAGAGAAAUCCACCAAAUCAUUUAUGCUUUCAUUGGCAGUGCAAUAAAUAUGGAAAAUACAAAAUGCUGAAGAAAUUUUAUAGUAAUAAAAAGAGGAAGAGAGAUAUAUUUAUCAAUGACACCGAAGAUUUCAAUUUCUUGACAACAAAUAAUGAAUUUGUUAUAUCUAAAACUGCCACCAAACUUCCAUAUUUUCUUCGCCGUGGUACCUUACCAUUAUCCGGUAUUGAUAUGCGGAAUACCGAUUAUGAAGACCGUAUUCUGGAUCCAAUUCGACAACUUACUCCUCGAUAA
Molecule: messenger RNA, 699 nt
Organism: Brugia pahangi
Lineage: Eukaryota; Metazoa; Nematoda; Chromadorea; Rhabditida; Onchocercidae
Source: the annotation of a GenBank genome assembly